This is a messenger RNA of Tuber aestivum (summer truffle), 4520 nucleotides long. The record is from the annotation of a GenBank genome assembly. Lineage: Eukaryota; Fungi; Ascomycota; Pezizomycetes; Pezizales; Tuberaceae.
AUGCGGGUUUAAAGUUCUGACGGUGUUGAUUGAGUGGGUAGGCGUCGACAAAGAGCUCUAGCAUCGGAGUUAAGCUCGUCUGGAAGGGCGAGGAUCCCAAAGUUGAGUGAGUCAGCCGCCUCCUCUCGCUUUCAUCUUUCAUCUCCUGUUUGCCCUCGCUAAUCGACAAACCAACGGGACAAACAGCAUCGUAGCCGUUCACGGCCUCAAAGGCGACGUUUACAGGACAUGGACCGCGAAAGGGUCCGAGCCGGGCGAAAAAGAUGUCUUCUGGCUCAAAGAUCUGCUUCCUGAGGAGGUACCCAACGCUAGAAUUUUGGCCUACGGUUACGAUGCGGACCCAUCCAAGAUGUUUGAGAGUACUAGCACCAAUAUGGUACACCAUCACGCGACCACGCUGAUUUCGGAACUGCAUUUUUAUCGGAGGGUUUGUUUGACUGGUGCUUGCCGCGUCGCGGUAUGUCUGAAGGGGUCGUUGACACUGACCGGCGGUGUUGCAGAAAGCGGACGAGCAACGGCGACCGAUUGUUUUCAUUUGCCAUUCUUUAGGCGGUAUCGUUGUUAAAAGGGUAUUCCGCCUUCGUGUGUUCUACGCUUCGGGCAGAGACUGAUCUUGUAGGGCUUGAUCUACUCGGCCAGCUGCAACCUCAGCCAUAACAUCAUGUUUCGGUCCAUCAAGGUUUCAACCUACGGCGUCCUCUUCCUCGGGACCCCGCAUAUGGGCGCGGAUCUGGCGCGGUGGGGGAAAAUGGCCGAGAUGCUCGUGCGCAUGGUUUCGUCCAAGAGCUGGGUCGACAGCAACAGCGCACUGAUUACGGCUCUCGAAAAGAACAGCGAGACCCUCCAGAACAUCACAGAUGGGUUCUUAGGAAUCAGCAGGGAUUUCCGAUUAUUCUUUUUCUGGGAGGAACUCAAAACCUCCAUUCCGGGAAUGGGGCCAAGUAUGGUAUGUGGUUUCACGUUCGCAUCCACCCAAAGAGUAGGAGAGCUGAUGGGUCGGGAUAGAUUGUCGAGUAUGCAUCAGCAGUGCCAGAGGCCUUACCGGACGCCGGCAAGGCAUCCAUUCACGCGUCGCACAGCGAAAUGUGCAAGUUUCGGGACGAGAAUUCUCCUGGCUGGAACACGCUCGCGGGUUGUUUGUGCGAUUUUGUCAAACUGGCUCCGCCCGCUAUCGAGAUGAAAUGGAUGCAGGAGGAUCGUCGCAAUAUCCAGGCAAAGCAUGAUUUGCUUUCCAAUAUAAUUCAGUACGAUAUUCAUGCUGAUGUUGGAUUAUCCCCUCCGCCCAUCAUGCCGAGGACAAGAAGUCCAUCGCCAGAUGCGGGUACAAGUAGGAGAGCUUUAAUGGCACAAGGUGAUACACUUUUUCCGGAUUCUAUUUCCGAGCCCGAGGAGUCUUCCCGUAGAUCUUCUAGUCGUGGACGGGUUUCUCGCAGGCCUUGAGUUUUUGUUGUCGUCUUCGUUUCAAAAUCAUCUCUUAAGCAUAUCAAAACCAUGUUUUUUUUUUCUUUUUCUUUACUAGUUAUUUCUUAACUGACGGUUCACGAAUGUACAUAGAAACCCCUGAACCCACUACCUUGCUAGCAAUUAGAGACACCCCCUUCGUCAAACCGUUAUCGCUACAGGAGAACAAAUACUUCGAAGGCCGAGAGGAGGCCCUGUUCGAAUUGCAUGCGAUCCUUCAGUCGCCAACCCAGGGCGCAGUGACUAUCUCCGGACUCAGCGGUGCCGGAAAGACCCAUUUAGCAAGGGAGUACUUUUUCCGGAGGAAAAGCUACUAUCCCGGGGGUGCAUUCUGGAUCGAUUGCAAACCCAUGAUGCAAACUCUUUCCACCGAAUGUCUGGAUUUAGGGUUUUGUAUGAUCGCCGAAGAACUAGGGCUUCUGGGUGACUCUGGUGGGAACAACAGUAAUGUUAGCUUGAACAACGAUCCGAAAAUGAUUACUCGGUUGCGGGUUAUGGGAUGGUUUCAGAAACAUGACGACUGGCUGUUAGUCUUUGACGGGGCAAAUGUGGAAACGAACGAAGAAUUGGACUUGUUAGCGGAAUAUAUACCCAAGAGUAAAGCGGGAAGUAUCAUCCUGACCACCCUUAACUCAUCAUUCGCAGGAUCGGCCCGGCUGGGCGCCCCGGAGAGAUUGGAGUUGGAACCGGUCACGGACGACGAAGCCGUUAGAAUGUUGCUCCACUACUCACAAAUCAAGAACCCACCCGAUCCAGAGCUUUUGGCGGCAAGACAGCUAGUGCAACACCUAGGGCACAUCCCACUCACGAUACAUUCUGCCGGGAGUUGCAUCAAGCGAAAUAAACGCCCGAUAUCGGAUUACCUAAAAAAGUACGGAAAGCGACCAUUUGUGGAUCGAGAAGACUUGGAGCCUUUCCAUAUAAUUUUUGAUCACCUGGAGGAGCGCAGCGAUAGGUACCAAGAAGCAAGAAAUCUAUUAUGUCUGCUAGCUUUCAUGCACCGGGAGAUUCCAGUUCAAAUGCUAGUAACAGGUUUCAGGGGGUUGCCGUCCAGCGUCAAGCUGGUAGCGAAGGAUCGUGGGCGACGGGAUUUCAACAACACCAUUGGGCAUUUGUUGGCAUACUCACUUGUCGACCGGUGUGGUCAGCAGGAUGAGAAUAUCCAUGUGGAUACGUUAGUCCUGCAUAGUGUUGUCCAAGAUGUGUGUAUAUCUCGGAUGCGAAAGUCGGACAUCAGGAAGUGGCUUCAAUUUGCAAUCAAAAUGUUUUGCGGUUCCUUCGAUUACAUGGAGACUUGCAAGCGCUCAAAUGCAAGGUUCUUGGUAUCGGAUUAUCGGCGGUACGAGGUUCAUGGGGUGAGGUUGCUACAGCACGCGAAGAAGCGAGAGGUAGAGAUCGAAGAGUUAGCGAGGGUAUUAGACGAUAUAAAGACUGCCAUAAAUGACGAUCAGGCAGGGGCUAGGUGUAGUAUGUUUCGGAGUGGUAGCACCAGUGAUAGUGCUCCAGAGACAUCAUCUCCCGAGGGCUCCAGGAGGGCAACAUGGGAGGAUGACACCCUUCAUGAUGAACCGGAGCCUAUCCAAGACGACGACGAACGGCAGUCGAGAGCACCUGUGCGCUCGGGGACUGAUUCUAGAAACACCUCUGCUACUCGGAAAUGGAACACACCGCCUCUCAACGAUGACCGCGCCCACGAUUCCGAUUCCGAGGAUCCCUGGGGAGAAACGCCAACACCGGGACGGAGCCCUCGCGCUUCGAUGCCCCUGAUAGACCGGUCACGUAUCGAAUACAGGUACAAGCCAGCGAGACUCCCGCGCGCCUGGGUUCCGGGACAAACGCACGUUCAAGUCCAUGCCAAGCCACCAGAUUCACAAGUCACCCAGGAAACGGUGAUGCGUAGUCCCGCAACACUUCCAAGCCCCCUGCAGUCACCGACAGAAGCGGCAGCGGUGGCAACGGAUAGCUCCCCCCCAUCAAAGAAGGGCUGGAUAUUAUCUUACGUCCAGUCGCUCUUCAAGAAAACCUGGACAUCCGAACCUGCCGUUCCAACACCUCAAUGGCCGAAUCCCCCCACUGCGCAAGAGCUCCUGCACAGGUCAACAUUCCCGGGGAACCUCCCUCCAGCAGGAGCUGGCCACGGCGCACCACGCCCCCACUCGCGGGCCAGGACCCCACUCUCCGGCCUGGACCACCUCCACCACCCAUCUCCAUUACCACCCCGCAUGCUUAACACUGGUCACGGUCGAAGCCAGAGCCUCCCCUUCCAAAACCCGCACCCAAGCUCCCUCCCCGCACGUUACGGCGACUUCUCACUAUACAGCAGCAGUGGUAGCAACCAGCCACAAACUCCGAUAAACUACCCGGGCGAGGGCGGAUACCUGGACAUGCCACUACCAACCCCGCCUCCGUUCUCACCCGGCUACGCUCCCUCCCGCGAUACCGACCUAUCCUCCAGCCCCGUCGCCCGCAGCGUUGUAGGGCCACGCUACCGCUCUGCGAGUCUCUCCUGGUCCGAACCAAUACUUGGAUCUCCCCCUUCCCCCUCCUCAAAUACACACCACGGAAUAUCAUCUCCCGCGCCCUCCGCAUCGCCCUACUCCCCACUGCUGGGAUCGUCCUUUGGCGCGGCAAGCUCGGCCAGCAUGCGCCGGGGUAGGUCCAGCGGUGGCGCCAGCGCGCGAUCGCCCAGGAUCGCGAUGCUGCAGGUGACCGACUCGCCGAGGUGUUCUUCUACGCGGAUGAGUAGAGUCGUAUCCGAGCCCGUGGGCCACGUCGCCAGUGGGGGACCAGGAAGUCCGGGGCUGGGAAUUGGUGGCGUGAACAUUCCGUUUGACGUAAUCCCGAGAGUCACCGUUGCGCCCGGGACCCCGGAUGGCGAGGGCGCUGGCGGGGUGUGGGAUUGGGGCAGUGGCAGUGGCGGGAGAAGGAGGAGUGCGCCGGAUAGGCAACUGAGUGGGAGCGAAGAGGUUGGAAGUGCGGACAUGGCUAGGAGUCGGAGUGAGCCUGAGGCAACCACCGAGGGGGGCGGUGGAGUGGCGGAUGGGGGGGUGGAGAUUAUA